CACAAACUUACCAAAUCAUCCAAAAAUGGCAACCAAAACUUUUCUCUACUGUUCUCUCUUAGCCAUCAGCUUCUUCUUUGCUUCCAAUUCUUCAGCUAACCGAGAGAACUUAACCGUCGAGCUAAUCCACCGUGACUCUCCUCAUUCUCCACUCUACAACCCUCACCACACUGUCUCUGACCGUCUCAACGCUGCUUUCCUCCGAUCAAUCUCACGUUCUCGCCGUUUCACAACCAAAACCGAUCUCCAAUCCGGUUUAAUCUCAAAUGGCGGCGAAUACUUCAUGUCCAUCUCAAUCGGUACUCCACCGUCGAAAGUUUUCGCCAUUGCUGACACGGGAAGUGACCUAACUUGGGUCCAAUGUAAGCCAUGUCAACAAUGUUACAAACAAAACAGUCCACUCUUCGACAAGAAGAAAUCUUCCACCUACAAAACAGAAUCUUGCGAUUCAAAAACCUGUCAAGCCUUGUCCGAACACGAAGAAGGAUGCGACGAAUCUAAAGACAUCUGCAAAUACCGUUACUCUUAUGGAGAUAAUUCGUUUACCAAAGGAGAUGUUGCGACCGAAACAAUCUCCAUUGAUUCUUCCUCUGGCUCCUCUGUUUCUUUCCCCGGUACUGUCUUUGGUUGCGGCUACAACAACGGUGGUACAUUCGAAGAAACCGGAUCCGGAAUCAUCGGACUCGGAGGUGGUCCAUUAUCGUUAGUUUCCCAGCUUGGUUCUUCCAUAGGGAAGAAAUUCUCGUAUUGCUUGUCACACACGGCAGCUACAACAAACGGCACAAGCGUCAUAAACCUAGGAACCAACUCGAUACCUUCCAAUCCAAGCAAAGACUCCGCUACGCUCACUACACCCUUAAUCCAAAAAGACCCCGAGACUUACUAUUUCUUGACACUCGAAGCAGUCACCGUCGGCAAAACCAAGCUUCCAUACACCGGAGGAGGAUACGGAUUAAACGGGAAAUCAUCAAAGAGAACCGGAAACAUCAUAAUCGAUUCCGGUACAACCCUUACCCUUCUCGACUCAGGAUUUUACGAUGACUUUGGUACGGCCGUGGAAGAAUCAGUAACCGGAGCAAAGCGUGUGAGUGAUCCACAAGGGCUUUUAACACAUUGUUUCAAAUCCGGAGACAAAGAGAUCGGUUUGCCGGCGAUAACAAUGCAUUUCACGAACGCCGACGUGAAGCUGAGUCCGAUAAACGCGUUCGUGAAACUAAAUGAAGAUACAGUGUGCUUGAGUAUGAUUCCGACAACUGAAGUUGCUAUAUACGGAAACAUGGUUCAAAUGGAUUUCCUUGUUGGCUAUGACUUGGAGACCAAAACGGUAUCGUUUCAACGCAUGGAUUGCUCCGGGAACUUAUGAAGCAAACGUUGCCGUUAAGAG
Messenger RNA from Arabidopsis thaliana (thale cress), 1384 nucleotides. Its product is annotated as Eukaryotic aspartyl protease family protein. The transcript has a single exon. Gene Ontology annotation, biological process: proteolysis. The record is from RefSeq and is marked reviewed. Bases 26 to 1363 code for a protein of 445 amino acids. Lineage: Eukaryota; Viridiplantae; Streptophyta; Magnoliopsida; Brassicales; Brassicaceae. Gene Ontology annotation, cellular component: extracellular region. Gene Ontology annotation, molecular function: endopeptidase activity; aspartic-type endopeptidase activity.